This is a messenger RNA of Striga asiatica, 606 nucleotides long. Lineage: Eukaryota; Viridiplantae; Streptophyta; Magnoliopsida; Lamiales; Orobanchaceae. The record is from the annotation of a GenBank genome assembly.
AUGGCCGAAACCCCUUCAACCCUUUCCCCGCCCCUAGCCAGCCCACAAUCCGUAUCGGGCCUUGAUUCCCCCCAAUACUGGUGCUACCACUGUGACAAGCGCGUCGCCGUCGAAACCCUACCGGAUCUCCCCGACGUCAUCUGCUCCGACUGCAAGAACGGCUUCGUCGAGUCCAUCUCCGCCGCCGCCCUCCCCACUCCGGCCUCCUCGGGCGAUCCCUCCCUCGGCAACCAGUUUAUCCAGGUCCUCCGCCUCAUCGCCCAGGCGGCGCGCGAGGAGGACGCUCCGCCGCCUCUCCCCUCCGAUCCGUCGGACGAAGACUACCUCCGGAUCGAACCCGACGGAUGGGGCAACGAGAACGACGAUGAUGAAAACGAGGUCAACCGCGCGGUCGAGGUCUUCCACGAGGAAGAUGACGCCACCGACUACAGAUCUGACGGCGAGGAAGAAGACGGUAUCAAUGUGGUGGAGCCGUCGGAAGCAGAGGAUGAUGACGAGGAUGAAGAUGAAGAUGAAGAUGAAAACGAAAACGAGGAUGAGGCGCGGCAGACCAGGCGCGAUAUCCUCAGCGGCGGAAUACAAUCAUGGACUGGGCUGAUCUCCUGA